Oryza brachyantha (malo sina) is the source of this 2481-nucleotide messenger RNA. Its product is annotated as protease 2. Gene Ontology annotation, biological process: proteolysis. The transcript has 11 exons. Bases 1 to 2235 code for a protein of 744 amino acids. Gene Ontology annotation, molecular function: serine-type endopeptidase activity. Gene Ontology annotation, cellular component: cytosol. The record is from RefSeq and is a predicted model, not a curated record. Lineage: Eukaryota; Viridiplantae; Streptophyta; Magnoliopsida; Poales; Poaceae.
AUGCGCAUCCCCUUCCCCGUCGUCGGUUCGCUUCUCUCCUCGCGCUCGCGUCCUCCCUUCUCCGCCUUCGGUUCGCUUCUCUCCUCGCGAUUCUCCGCCUUCGCCAUGGCCACCCCGCCGCCAGUGCCCAGGAAGGUGCCGCGAGAGCUCCUCCAGCACGGCGAUGUCCGCGUCGACAACUACUACUGGCUCCGCGACUACUCCCGCUCCGAUCCCGACGUCCUCGCCUACCUCCGCGACGAGAAUCAUUACACCACCACCAUCAUGUCUGAUAUCAAUAAGCUUGAGGACGACAUAUAUGCUGAAAUUAGAGCAAGAAUCAAGGAGGAUGAUAUAGAAGCGCCUCUUCGCAAAGGCCACUAUUACUACUACAAAAGAACACUGGCUGGCAAGGAGUAUGUGCAGCACUGCAGGCGUCUCGUGCCAACUGAUGGUCCUAUUACAGUCUAUGAUGUCAUGCCCACUGGACCCAAUGCUCCUCAUGAGCAUAUUAUUUUGGAUGAGAAUGUCAAGGCCGAGGGCCAUGACUACUAUAGCAUUGGGGCUUUCAAGGUCAGUCCUAAUGGUAAGCUAGUUGCUUACGCACAAGACACUAAAGGCGAUGAAAUUUACACUGUUUACAUUAUUGAUGCCGAGAGUGGAAAAUAUAUUGGCCAACCACUUGAAGGAAUUACUUCUGACAUUGAGUGGGCUGGUGAUGACUACCUUGUUUACGUCACAAUGGACGCCAUUCUCCGGCCAGAUAAAGUAUGGUUGCACAUGUUAGGAUCUGAUCAGUCAAAUGAUAUAUGCUUGUAUCAUGAAAAAGAUGAUAUGUUCUCCCUUGGCCUCCGAGCUUCUGAAAGCAAGCAGUAUUUGUUUGUUGAAUCUGGAAGCAAAAGCACAAGCUUUAUAUUCUACCUGGAAGUAUCCAAACAGAAUAAGGAGCUUGUGGUUUUAACUCCUCGUGUUAAUGGUAUUGAUACAACAGCCAGUCAUCGUGGAAACCAUUUUUAUAUUAAGAGGAGAAGUGAGGAAUUCUAUAACUCUGAAUUGAUUGCUUGCCCAUUGGACAAUGUAGCUGAGACCACUGUCUUGCUACCACACAGAGAAAGUGUGAAAAUACAGGACUUCCAGCUCUUUGAGAAUCAUGUUGCUGUAUAUGAACGUCAAAAUGGUCUACCUAAAGUAACUGCAUAUCGCCUACCAGCCACUGGAGAGCCAGUUGGGCAGCUUCAGGGAGGCCGAGAGAUUGAUUUUGUUGAUCCAGCAUAUGAUGUGGAACCUGAGCAAUCACAAUUUGGUUCAUCUGUUAUCCGGUUCCAUUAUAGCUCAAUGAGGACCCCACCGUCAGUUUUUGACUAUGACAUGGAUUCAGGAGUGUCUGUGCUGAAGAAGAUUGAUACUGUCCUAGGUGGAUUUGAUGCAUCAAACUAUGUAACAGAAAGAAAAUGGGCUGCCGUUUCUGAUGGCACCCAAAUACCCAUGACCAUUCUAUACAGAAAAGAUCGUGUGAAUCUUGAUGGCUCAGACCCGAUGCUGCUAUAUGGCUAUGGCUCCUAUGAGAUAUGUAUAGAUCCGAAUUUUAGGAGAUCGAGAUUCUCUCUAGUUGACAGGGGCUUUAUAUAUGUGAUUGCUCAUAUUCGUAGAGGCGGUGAAAUGGGACGUAAGUGGUAUGAGGAUGGGAAGCUAUUGAAUAAGAAAAAUACUUUCACUGAUUUUAUUGAUUGUGCUGAGCACUUGAUUGAAAACAAGUACUGUUCCAAGGAAAAGCUUUGCAUCAAUGGCAGAAGUGCAGGUGGCCUAUUGAUGGGUGCUGUCCUAAAUAUGAGGCCUGAUUUAUUCAAGGCAGCUGUUGCUGGAGUUCCCUUUGUUGAUGUUCUUACAACUAUGCUUGAUCCAACUAUCCCGUUGACUACAUCUGAGUGGGAGGAAUGGGGUGAUCCAAGAAAAGAAGAGUACUAUUAUUAUAUGAAAUCAUAUUCUCCUGUUGAUAAUGUAAAAGCACAAGGAUACCCUAAUAUCCUUGUGACUGCUGGCUUAAAUGUACAUCCUCGUGUGAUGUACUCUGAACCAGCAAAAUUUGUAGCAAAGCUAAGGGAACUGAAGACUGAUGACAACCUUCUGUUAUUCAAGUGCGAACUUGGUGCUGGGCACUUCUCAAAAUCGGGAAGAUUUGAAAAACUACGAGAAGAUGCAUUUACUUAUGCGUUCAUCCUCAAGGCACUGGGAAUGGCUCCAAAGGCGUCGUUGUAAAAGACCUUCCAUUCAGAAGGCACUGACUGUUGUAAUUGAUUGGUUGUAGUAAAACAUAACUUGGCUGGAUCGUAUCGGUCGUUUUCAUUGAUCCAAGUCAGUCAGUGAGACAUUAGAUAUGACUAUGGACUACACUAAUGGGGUUCAGAGGAUGGUUGCCGCAUUUUCAACCUCUACAUAUAUGAGCUACCGAAGACAGAUAUACUACUACUUCCGUUUUAUAAUGUAAGGUUUUAUAAUGUAAGA